This is a messenger RNA of Ceutorhynchus assimilis (cabbage seed weevil), 3329 nucleotides long. The record is from the annotation of a GenBank genome assembly. NCBI's taxonomy places the organism in Eukaryota, Metazoa, Arthropoda, Insecta, Coleoptera, Curculionidae.
GCGAAAUGUGAACAGCGAAGGUGGCGUUGAAAAAAACUAACGCGUGGGGGAUUUUUCUUAUUAUUAUCGGUUGGUACGCGUGUGAUUUUUCAUUUUGUUCUUCGGUGCGUUCUUCUUCUUGUCUGUCUGGGUUUUCUAAGUUUGUGUGUUUUUUUUUUGGAUUUACUUUGUUACUAGCUGGAGGAUUUUAGGACAAAGUUAAGGGAAUGGAAUAAUUGACUAUAUACGAAUGGCAAUCCGCAAUCGAAAUGAGAACUCCGGAACAUCGAGCUCAGCCAAGGGCUGGCAAAAAGUUCGAGGCGGAACUAGAGAUGCAUUACUUAUCACCUGGAGCUUUUACGGUACUGCCAUUGGACAUGGACAGGAUACCCGAACCGCCUUCGGCACCUCCACCUUACAGGCUUCCAACAACCCGAAGACACCGUCACCAGUCGUUCGCGAUAAUCGGUGAACCAACAUCAAGUAGUCAAAAUUCACGUAGUUCAUCGCCCUCGGGUCGCGUGAGUCCGUUCAAAGGUCGCGGAUUCAACCCUGCAGGUUCCAGACACGCAAGUCCUUGUACUUCACCUACACCGCCGCAAGAUCCUAAAAACAUCCCGAGUACAUCUAGGAUUCCGAAACCGAGAAAAUCUUCAACAGGAGCUGUGUUCGGGGAACGAGUUAGUCAUGUGAGUUUUUUGAAUAGGCAAGCCAGCCAAAGCUUAACGAGUCUUGAGGAAAGGCAAAAGCGACCGCCUCCGAGCCCAAGGAAAAGACUCAAAGGGAAUACAGCGUUUAAACAAUUGUCUCCUAUUCAAGGUUCCAGUCCGGAGCCUAGUCAGUCAUUGUCUUCCCCAUGUAGAAUUCCUACUAAAAGCAAUAGCACUCCACCUAGUAGACUUACGUCACCUACAAGAAGUAGUAGACCUCCGGUUAGGAGCCAAUCGAAACCAAAUCUAGGUAGAAUAAGUAGGAAUCCUAGUCCGUCACCAACGAAAGUUCCCAUCAACAGGUACCAACAUGUACAAUCGAAGGUUAACAGCUACCAUAAACCAAAAACGAGCGACUUAUCUGAGGACAGUAGUGAAGCUGCUACCAAAAAGAGAAAAACCUCGUUCAAUAGGACAUCUUCCAGGCCAAACUUGUUGCCCAAAACUUUUAUGGGCAACAACUAUACCAGUGAUAGCAGUGACGCAACGCCCAAUAAGUCAGUAUCCGCGAAAAGUUUUGGUCCUAAAGUGACUAGUGACAAUAAGAAACCUAAUACACCCAAGCCCGAUAAGAAAUUAUUUGAUGAGCUACCGAAGACCAAUAAUAAGUCUGAUGAAACUAAAACCAAUAAAAAAGCUUCUACACCCAAGCCCGAUAAAAAAGCUGAUGAGCUACCAAAGACUAAUGAGCUACCCAAGACCGAUAAAAAAGCUGCUACACCUAAGCCCGAUAAAAAAUCAUCUAAUGAGCCAUCCAAGACCAAUAAUAAAAACUCUUCUACAUCUAAUGAAACUAAACCCCUUCCCGAAGAAUCAGGGUCCAAUAAAGGGGAAGAAGUUCCUCUUGCAAUGGAUGUAGUUUCUAGCACCACAACUACAGUAACAAAACCCCUAAAAAUCGAAACACCAAGUUUGGGUAAUCGCAAACCAAUUUCCCCAUUAAUCGAUGGUAGAGUUUUGAGCGCUACAAGUGUCAGCCAAGCUAUCAACAAAAUGAACGACACAGUACUAAACACUCAAACCUUAAUCAAAGACAGCGGCCUACAAACUAGACUCAAUCCCACUAUAACAACAACUAAUAGUGAAUCAAAACCGACUGCAACAAUUGUCAAUAGCAACAACAAUAUGAAUAACAAUAGUAGUGCAAAAAUCAUCAACAAUCAUAAACUGUUGGGUUCCAUGGACUCGAGUUUGGCCAGUACACCGGUUAGCAACAACAAAAAGUCGGCCAAUGAUAGGAUACUGGAAGCCAGGACUGUGAUCGCUGCCGAUGUGAAACCCAUUAGGAUUACGGUGAGAGAGAAACCGUCCGAGGAUGUGCAGAGUGGCAAUGUUGGACCUCACUUUGGGGUUUCGAAUGGGAUUAGUGAGAGAAUUAGACCCAGUUUGCCGCCUCAGCAACAACCUCCUCCGGAAGAAGUAGCCAAAGAAGAACCACCUCCAAACAGAUGCAAAAGAUUUUUGGACACUUGCACCAAAGCGUUGAGAUGCCAGAAAUGCAAAACUAUACCCAAAAUAGACAAAGUUCAAGAGGAAGUGACUAAAAAUGGUUGUUUUAAGUGUUUUGAGAGAAAAAAGGCAGAUGAAGCAACUGCUACAAGGGCGGAACAGGUGAGGAUCAGCAUUGAAGACGAAGAAGGCAAAGAAGUCAAAAAGCCAAAUGUCUGGCAAAAAUUGAACUGUUGCAACAAAAACAAAAUUCGAGACAGUCAAAGCUGCCUGCCUUUGGGCAAGAGAAAAGAAAGCUGGGUGCAAAGGAAAUCGACCACUGAAAGCUUUUUGGAUUCUGAAAUACAACAAAAAACAAAAUGUUGUUCGAAACAAGGUUGUGGCAAUUUUUUCCGGAAAAUGUUCUGCCGCAAAAAACCCGAGCCGCUUCCUACGGUUCAGCAACGGAAGGCGUCGAUGAUGAGCAACAAAAAGAAGAGCCUGACGCCGACGAGCGUGCCGCCCCCGCCCGAAGACACCAAACCGAAAAUCGACGGUAGCCUUGUUGAGCACACGUCGCACAUGAAAGGGGCGAUUCCGGUACUGCCCGUUUGGUUGGCUUGGUUUUGUUGUAUGAUGAACUGUUUUGGACCUGGUACAGGUACUAUCCUCAGUGGCCUAUUCUGCCUAUGCAUAGGCAAACCUAGAUUCUCUCAAAAAGACGGCCCCAAACCGAGAAUAGGCGCUUUCAUAAUCGACCUCAUAAUCGGAUGCAGUCAAUUUUUCACCGUCCUUUUUUGUCUGGUCGGUUGGGGCUGGUCCAUAUGGUGGGGUGUCAUCAUGGUAAAAGUUGCCAGAAAACACAGAAAAUUCAGGCAUAUGGAAAAACUUGAAGAAAACGCUGGCAAGCCUCAGCUUGCUGGACGUCAGCAAAAGGACACCGAGAGAGGCAGGACUUGAGACUCUUAAUAAUUUGAUUGUGGUUAAAAAGAAAAAUGAAAUAUUAAUCCAGUUUGAGAAAGGUUAGUGACAAUUUUUGUAAAGGAACGCGCGCACAAAUAAUAAAUUCGCUGGUCGAAAUUUUUGUACCUAAAUUUUACAAUUUGUAGAUAAAAUAAAUCACCACAAUAUCACGCGGUUUAUGAAACAAACUUAACAGAUUACUUUGUAAUAAUAAGAAGUAACAGAAUUAGAAAAUAUUUUUUGUAAUAU